Molecule: messenger RNA, 1754 nt
Organism: Limulus polyphemus (Atlantic horseshoe crab)
Lineage: Eukaryota; Metazoa; Arthropoda; Merostomata; Xiphosura; Limulidae
Product: ileal sodium/bile acid cotransporter-like
Exons: 3
Coding region: 42-1553 (503 amino acids)
Cellular component (GO): membrane
Source: RefSeq, a predicted model, not a curated record
GCUUAUAUGUUUGGUUACAUGUUAUCGUGAGCUCGGUUAAAAUGGGUUUCCAGUCAAAGACAUUUAUUUCCAAUUGGUUUAUAUUAUGCAUACUCAGCGCAUCCUUUCUAGAACAAAUCAACGGCUUUCUGAAAAAUGAUGAAAAUCGUAAUAUUCGGAAUAAUGUCAAUAUUACUUUCAAUCCACCGGAACUUAUACAACUGGAAGAGGGUGAAGUAAGAUCCGUUCAUUUGCUCUUGUAUUCAAACAAAGUUCCGUACAACGAAGAAAAAUAUCUCGUCUCUCGUAAGAAAUCUUCAAAUUGUACUGAGAUUAAAAUAACGUAUGAAGAAGAAAAAACAGGCAUCAUUAAAAUUGUAGAAAAUAAAGCAGUUAAUGCUACUUUAGAUUCUGAAUUCUCGACCAAUGAUACUUUUCAAAUUAAAGGCCUUUUUUUGGGCUACAGCAAAGUCUAUGUAGAGAUUGAAUGUUUUGAUGUUGUGGAUCCAAAUGAAAGUGGUAAGAACGAAAGCACAAAUACGCAAAUUACAGAAGAGUAUAAAGUGAGUGUUAUUCGUGCUCCGUGGGCGUUAAGAACCGUCUUCCGGGUUCUCGUCACUGUCAUAGUGUGUAUUAACUACAUCAACAUGGGAUGUCAUCUAGAUCUCAAUGUGGUGAAGACUGUGCUGAAGAAACCAGGUGGCGUAAUAGUGGGGUUUAUUUCUCAGUAUACUGUUAUGCCUUUGUGUUCCUAUGCAUAUGGUUACCUUUUGUUAAAGGAAGCUAAUUUCCGCUUUGGAGUGUUCAUUCUUGGGUGUUCACCUGGAGGUACUUCAAGCAACUUUUGGACAUUACUUCUAGAUGGAGAUAUCAACCUCAGUAUCACUAUGACAUUUUUUAGCAGCAUUGCUGCUCUUGGUAUGAUGCCACUAUGGUUGUUCAUCUUAGGAAGGAACAUCAUUGAAAACGAAACGGUUGAAGUUCCGUUCGUUAAUAUCAUUACUACUUUGCUAACUUUCAUGGGACCCUUAUUAGUUGGUGUACUAGUUAGACAUUUCAAGCCGAAAUGGGCAGAAUUCUCUGCCAGAAUUAUCCGUCCGUUCACAAUAAUAUGUCUGUUGUUCAUUAUUACUAUUGCUAUAAUUACGAAUCUUUAUAUUUUUCAGCUCUUUACAUGGAACAUAAUUUUAGUUGGGUUUGCUAUAGCAUGGAGUGGCUACACAGUUGGUUGGGUACUUGCCUGGAUUCUGAGAUUCAAACGUCCACAGAUUGUUGCUAUUUCCCUUGAAACAGCUAUGCAAAAUGCGACAAUUGCCUUUUUGGUUUUGUCAACAACAAUGCCUCAGCCCGAAGCCGACCUUACCACUGUUCCUGUGGUAGCUCAAAUACAGCUAACAACUUUUCCGUUGUGGUUUCUGUUAGGUAUUGUAACGGUGUUCAAAAUGCUCACUGGGCGUAAAAAAUCUAAAACAUUUUCACACGAGAUGAAAGAAAAGAAAAAAUCUAAGAACAUUGAAAUGUACGCAUCUUUCAAUAGACCAAUAGAAUCAAAGCCGCAGAUUGAAAAAUAUUAAUGUUGAUUUGUUUGAAUGAUAUUUGAAUUUUAUGCAAAUUAGUAAGAGUAACGUACCAAAACUUUGUACCUCGUUAACUAAAGUUUAAUUUUCAUUGCUUUUUCUCCCUUUAAUUACGAACAGAUUAGGACGUUUAGGUUAGUCAUAAGUUCAUAUACUACGUGAACAAUGCUAAACAAUCCUCGUAAUAAAGACCAUAUA